Messenger RNA from Conger conger (European conger), 848 nucleotides. RefSeq names its product dihydrofolate reductase-like. Gene Ontology annotation, molecular function: NADP binding; dihydrofolate reductase activity. Bases 108 to 680 code for a protein of 190 amino acids. Gene Ontology annotation, cellular component: mitochondrion. Lineage: Eukaryota; Metazoa; Chordata; Actinopteri; Anguilliformes; Congridae. The record is from RefSeq and is a predicted model, not a curated record. Gene Ontology annotation, biological process: glycine biosynthetic process; dihydrofolate metabolic process; folic acid metabolic process. The transcript is spliced from 6 exons.
ACUAAUUGGCGGUAAAGAAAACAUUUGCGCCUGGCGCGGGAAUUGAAAUUAUCAGAAAACAUAGCUUCAGUAACUGAUUUCUUUUACGAUAUUUAGAAAACACAGUAAUGUCUCGCAGAUUGAACUGUAUCGUUGCCGUUUGUCCUAAUAUGGGAAUAGGCAACGAUGGAAAUUUACCAUGGCAUCCGAAACGACUUAGUAAGGAAUUUAAACACUUCCAGAAGAUGACAAUGACGUCUAUGGGGGAAGGUAAGCAGAACGUCGUGAUUAUGGGUCGGAAGACGUGGUUCUCAAUUCCAGAACGGAACAGACCCCUGAAAAACAGAAUCAAUAUUGUUCUCAGCAGAGAGUUGAAAGAGGCCCCGGAAGGUGCCCACUACCUGGCCUCGGAUUUCAGCGCCGCGCUCCGCCUGCUGGACAGCACUGAGGUUGCAGAGCAGGUUGGCCAGGUGUGGGUCAUCGGCGGGAGCUCCCUGUACAAGGAAGCCAUGGAGGCCCCCUGCCCGCGCAGGCUGUUUGUGACUCGUGUGCAGGAGCAGUUCCACUGCGACACCUUCCUGCCCCAGUUCUCCCUGGAAAAAUACCGCCUGCUGCCCAGUUUCCCAGAAGUACCAGAAGGUGUACAAGAGGAAAAUGGGCUUCACUACCAUUUUGAGGUGUAUGAAAGCAUUAAAAACUAACCGCGCGGAUCGUCAAAAUCCCUGCCACACCGCUACACCUUCAGCUCAAGGCCACAGAAGAUGUAUUGAUGAAGGUAUAGUGUGGCUCAUGGCAGUUUGGUUGUACUUUAAUUAUGAUCUUUGUGUAAAAAACAUUCUUGUUUUAAUAAAAAAAAUCCAGUAAAUGAA